ACAUUGAAAUUUUUUAUGAGAUUGGCGGGCCUGCGCAUGUCCACAAUUUUAAAUAUGGCCGCUGUGUUAUUUGUUUUCAUAUGCCUACAAAACGUCUAAAAAAAUUUCUGUCAAAUAUUAAAAAAUAAUUGUAUUAUUUAUUAAUAAUAAAUUUAACCAUCAAUUAAGUUGUUUUCAUAAAAUGGAAGAAGAAAAAAAUACUCUAGUUGAUGUUUCUUGGAAAUUCGGUGUAACAACAUCAAGUAGCGAAUCAGACAAAGUAGGAAAAACAUUUUUGCAACUAAAAUUACAAUUAAACAAUGGUGGUAAAAUGAAAGAUAUUUUCACAGAGAUGACCCUAACUCAGUUUUAUAAAUUUAUUCAUGACCUAGAACAGGCAAAGAAUAAUUUAGAACUGCUGUCGUAGUUGAUAAAUAAACCAUGUCAUAUGUAGAAAAAAAUUAUUUUUAUUUAAU
Messenger RNA from Cotesia glomerata, 455 nucleotides. RefSeq names its product COMM domain-containing protein 7-like. Gene Ontology annotation, molecular function: NF-kappaB binding. NCBI's taxonomy places the organism in Eukaryota, Metazoa, Arthropoda, Insecta, Hymenoptera, Braconidae. Bases 182 to 406 code for a protein of 74 amino acids. The record is from RefSeq and is a predicted model, not a curated record. The transcript is spliced from 2 exons. Gene Ontology annotation, biological process: negative regulation of DNA-templated transcription; tumor necrosis factor-mediated signaling pathway.